Messenger RNA from Dama dama (fallow deer), 969 nucleotides. RefSeq names its product DEPP autophagy regulator 1 (gene DEPP1). Gene Ontology annotation, cellular component: mitochondrion. NCBI's taxonomy places the organism in Eukaryota, Metazoa, Chordata, Mammalia, Artiodactyla, Cervidae. Gene Ontology annotation, biological process: regulation of autophagy. The transcript is spliced from 2 exons. The record is from RefSeq and is a predicted model, not a curated record. Bases 311 to 937 code for a protein of 208 amino acids.
UGGCCCCGUCUGACAGUAAUUGAUUGCUGGUGGAAAGGUAUAAAAGCAGUGGCCAGGCCCCAAGGUUUGCCAGACAGCUCAGGGAGGCUUUCACUCUGGACAGCAGCACAGUGGACAGAGGCCUGGCACAUCGUCCUUGUUGUCCUUCUCACAGCAAUCUGGCUCCGGACACUGGCUCCAACUCCUCGACCCUCAGCCCUUGGCCCUGAGUUUCCUGGGCGCUUCCUGAGGACUUCCUUCCUCAUCCAUCUCCCCUGCUACCCCCAGACUUUCUCAGCUACAGGUCGCUGCCUCCCUGUCACCGGCAGCUAUGAGGUCCCGGCUUUUGCUUUCUGUGGCCCUCCUGCCCACAAUUCGGGAGACCUCGGAGGAGAUGCUACCCGGAGGGGCUGGAGAGGAACCCCCCGCCUCCCCCAGCCUGGAUGACUACGUGAGGUCCAUUUGUCAGCUGGCACAGCCCACCUCAGUGCUGGAUGAGGCUGCAGCGAGGGUGCGAACCAGCAGACCCCACCGGCCAGCCCGUCCCUGUGCGAAGAGCUGCCCCACUGGGUCUCUACAGGACAUCACCACUCGCUUCACUGGCCAGCAGCCCUCCCUGCCUGGGACUGGCACUGUGGACCCCCUGGACUGGCUCUUUGGGGAGUCCCAGGAGAAGCGGCCAAGUAGAAGGGAUGUGCCAAGGAGGACUGGACCCUCCGCUGAUCCCCGGGCUUCUCGCAGACAGAUGGACAGUGGCAAGGCCCCAGCGACCCCCAGAGGGAGGCUGAGUGAUGCCAAGGCUCCAGGGCACUCUCUGCAGAGAACGUCGAGGGACUGGCACCAGUGCUCCCAGGCUUCUGGGCAGCCUGGGCAGGAUGCGGGCUCCCCCACAAGCCCCCGCCCCAGCAGCAUCCUCAGAACUCUCUAUUUGCACCUCCCGGUGAUCCAUGAACUCUGACACCUCCCCAAUAAAGACUUCUGUAAAUAGCA